Molecule: messenger RNA, 1607 nt
Organism: Schistocerca piceifrons (Central American locust)
Lineage: Eukaryota; Metazoa; Arthropoda; Insecta; Orthoptera; Acrididae
Exons: 6
Coding region: 108-770 (220 amino acids)
Source: RefSeq, a predicted model, not a curated record
CGUCUGUUCAGUGUCGCAGGCAGGUUGUGUGGACCGGCCGUAGCAACGAGUAGCGGGAGGACAAGCCAGUGACAACAGCAGGGAGAAAGGAGAGACAGUGUUGAAGGAUGUGCUGCAGAGUUGGCAAAGUCUGCUUCUGCAUCGAUCUGCGCAAGGGCGUGGCAACGAUUUCCUGGGUCUGGCUGCUUGGGGACGCCAUCUUGCUGAUCGUGACGUCGAUCCUGACGAGACAAGCUUGGGAAGCAAUGAUACGCAACAGUUGGAGGAACGAAAUAGAAAGAGAGGAGAGAGAUAAGAAAGCCAUCAUCUUAGCAGCUUGGUUCUGGUUGGCGGCGGUGGGCAUUGCGCUGUCAGGCUUGGGUGUUCUCCUCGACUUCAUGCUGGUGAAAGGAGCCACUGACGUUAAGUCUCCGCCGCGGAAACGGCGCAACUUGCUUCAAGGCUGGAUGGCGGCCUACGCCGUGGUGUACGCGCUCGGGGUGGUGACCGCCGCCUUGAGCGUCCCCGUCUUGUUCCUCCUCCGCGCUACCCCACACCACGCCUUCGCCACGGCCGCCGGCAUCCUACUGCACGCAGGGCUGAUGGUGUACUUCUGGCUGAUGGUGCACAGCUACAGCCUGGAGCUGGCCUGUGGAGCUCGCCCCGCGGAAGGGAACGGCUACUGCACGGUGCCUGCAGGGGUCGCCACCCUUACCCAGGGGACCUGCUGCGACGCGGAUGGCAUGGCUCUGACGCCGACGGCACCACCAUGCUACACCAGCGUCGCAUAAGGAUCACCGUGUCAGCCGUGUAAGGGGACCACGUCUCCAGGCAGCUUCAGCUGAUCGCAGCCUUGAACGGACCUCAUCGCUGAACUGUCACCGUGACAGUCGCUGGAGGCUCGGCCUGGACCGCUUGACGAUGCAGUGUUGUCAUCAUCCACGAAAAGACUGUCAAACAUAUCGCCUUAAACGCAUUUUCACAGUGGGUGUAGUAGCAUCAUGAAAUGUCUUGAAGACACUCUACACUUGUUUGAUCUUUCUAAAACGAGUAUUCUACAUUACUUUGAAGGUACAGGUCCAGAAAUGCACAUAGUAAGUAUGUAUCAAUCCAAUAUCGGCAUAAGGAGACACAAACAUCAAGGACCUUCACGAUAGUCAUAGCAUGGUUGAAAUUUAAUCAUGUCCGCCCCCUGGUAGCUGAGUGGUUAACCGGCACGGUAGCUCAGCGUGUUCGGUCAGAGGGUUUAGCUAUCCUCUGUAAUAAUAAUAAUAAAAAAAAAAAAUAAAAAAAAAAGAAGUGAGUGAACGGAUGAACGAGCAACCUGAACGGGUGCCAUCGCACGUCCGCCACGAACAAAUUCAACGAACAGUAUAGAACAAAAUGAGAUUAUAUAUAUAUAUAUAUAUAUAUACAUAUAAAACGGUCAGCGCGACAGACUACAUAUAUGGUGGUCAGCGCGACAGACUGUCAAUGCUAAGGGCCCGGGUUCGACUCCCAACUGGGUGGAGAUUUUUUCUGCUCAGGGACCGGGUGUUAUGUUGUCCUAAUCCUCAUCAUUUCAUCCCCAUCGAAGCGCAAGUCACUGAAGUGGCGUCAAAUCGAAAGACCUGCACCCGGCGAACGGU